CGAAACUGUCCUAUCAAGGGUUGCAGUUUUCGUGGUCUAAAUGAGAGUCUUACUUGUCGAUCUUUAGGGUCAGAGAUACUGAGCCCCAAAUGUGAGGAAGAGUCGCUCAUCCGGGUGUUUGAGAAGGACCCAGUGCGACGUUGACCACUGUCUCUCGCUCAUCGUUGACCGAGGCCCCCGCGACCCUCUUCUGGCUGACGUCGAGCAACCUGGUCUGAACAUGGAGAAGUUUGGUAUGAAUUUCGGGGGCGGACCUAGCAAGAAGGACCUGCUAGAGACCAUUGAGUUGCAGAAGAAGCAGCUCCUCCAGUACCAGGCACGUCUUAAGGAUGUGGUCCGCGCCUAUAAAAGCCUCUUGAAAGAGAAGGAGGCUCUAGAGGCCAGCAUUAAGGUGCUGUCGGUAUCCCACGAGGCGGAUGUGGGCCUCACAGGUGUCCAGCUUCCAGGCCUCUGUUUUCCUGACUCUGUGGAUGACCGAUGCUCCACUCACAGCGAGGAUAGCACUGGGACCGCCACAAGCUUGGAUACUGCAGCCAGUCUCACCAGCACCAAGGGUGAGUUUGGGGUAGAGGAUGAGAGGCUGGCUCGUGGACCACCACCUCCAAAGUCCGAAGAAGCCAGUGGGUCGGAGAGUGGCGUUAGCAGUAGCAGUGGGGAUGGACCCUCUGGGGGUGGGGAAGUGGACAAACGACUGCACCAGCUGAAGACUCAGUUGGCUACUUUGACCAGCUCUUUGGCUACAGUCACCCAGGAGAAGUCUCGCAUGGAAGCUUCUUACCUGGCUGACAAGAAGAAGAUGAAACAGGACUUAGAGGAUACCAGUAAAAAGGCAGAGGAGGAGAGGGGCCGUCUGGAGGGAGAAUUGAAGGGGCUGCAGGAGCAGAUAGCCGAAACCAAAGCCCGACUUAUCACCCAGCAGCAUGAUCGGGCCCAAGAGCAGACUGACCAUGCCUUGAUGCUUCGUGAGCUCCAGAAACUGCUGCAGGAGGAGAGGACCCAGCGCCAGGACUUGGAGCUUCGGCUGGAAGAGACCCGAGAAGCCCUGGCAGGACGGGCAUAUGCAGCCGGUCAGAUGGAAGGGUUUGAGCUGCAGACCAAGCAACUAACCCGUGAGGUGGAGGACUUGAAAGGUGAGCUGCAGGCUCUUCGGGAUGAGAAGAAUCGGCCCGACCCUCGGCUGCAGGAGCUUCAGGAAGAGGCUGCCUGCCUGAAGAGCCAUUUCCAGGCUCAGUUGCAGCAGGAAAUGAGGAAGACAGCCCUGGCAGAAGAUCAGCUACGCCAGCAGUCUCAGGUGGAAGAGCAGAGGGUGGCGGCCCUGGAGAAUCAAAUAUCUCAGGUGUCUGAACUGCUGGGCACCUAUGAGAAAGCCAAGCAGAAGGACCAGCUGGCCAUCCAGAAGCUGAAGGAGCGCAUCGUGCAGCUGGACCUGGAGAAUAAGACGCUGGCUCUGGCCGCUUCUAGCCGCUCCCCCCUAGACAGCCAUGGCGAGGAGUCCAGUCUGGAUGUCAAUGUCCUGAAGGAUAAGAUGGAGAAGCUGAAGAGGCUGCUACAGGUGGCAGCCCGGAAAAGCCAGGUGACCCUGGAUGUGGAGAGGCUCUGUGACCUGGAGAUACUGGCCAGCUCGGAGGCUGCCGACGGGGAGAAGGCUUCUGCGCUCUACUACCAGCAGGAGCUGAAACAGCUGAAGGAGGAGUUUGAGAGGUACAAGAUGAGGGCCCAGGUGGUCCUCAAGAGCAAGAGCACCAAGGACUGUAAUCUGGCCAAGGAGCUGGAGGAGGCCCAGGAGCAGCUGGCAGAACUGAAGGAGAAGUAUAUCUCCCUGCGGCUGUGCUGCGAGGAGCUCGAGCGCCGGCACCAGCAGGAGGCCGAGGGCUGGAAGCAGGAGCUGGCCCGGCUGCAGCACGCGCACCGGCAGGAGCUGGAGCAGAGCCAGCUGGACUCCAGGGACCGCACGCUGAGACUGGAAGAGGAGCUGCACAAGCAGCGGGACCGGGCCCUGGCCGUGCUGGCCGAGAAGGACUUGGAGCUGGAGCAGCUGCGUUCCGUGGCCUUGUCGUCCGGCCUGCCGGGACGCAGGAGCCCCGUGGGUGGCGGGGGGCCUGGGGACCCGGCUGACUCAUCUGCCCCAGACAGCCUGACCCAAGCGCUGCAACUGGCUGCAUCCAACGAGCCCACUUUCUUCCUGUACGCCGAGCAGCUGGCCCGCAAGGAGGUGGAGAUCACAUCGCUGCGGAAGCAGAGACACACGCUGGAGGUGGAGGUGCAUCAGCUGCAGGACCGGCUGCUGGAGGAGGGCGAGCGGCACCGUGAGCAGGUUGGAGCCCUGCAGAGCCACAUUGAGAAGAACAUCAGGGACCAGAGUAGGGAGGGAGCCAACCUGGAGUACCUCAAAAACAUCAUCUACCGCUUCCUGACCUUGCCCGACACCCUGGGCCGCCAGCAGACGCUCACGGCCAUCCUGACCAUCUUGCAUUUCAGUCCUGAGGAGAAACAAGUGAUUAUGCGGCUCCCGACCAGCGGUAGCUGGUGGCCUUCUGGCAAGAGAUGAUGCCCUUGUCACUGACUCCCGAAAUCUCUGUGCCUCUUGUGUGGGAAGGACAGACUCUGGUUUCUGCUGCCCUUCUCUUACAUUAUCAUUUCUUUUCUUCACUGUGUUGAACUGGAAGAGUCUUUAAUGCGGGAUGGGAUUUUCUGCCAAAUGCCAUUAAUGUCACUUUGUCCUUGGGCCCUAGAGAUCCUGGAAAUGCCCUAGCAAUAUGUUCGGGCGGUGUGUUUGUGAGGGGAAGAGCGGGGAGAGAUGAAGACUGGGAGGUGCCAAAGUUGGGGAAGUGGUGAGAAUCUUCCAAAAUAAGACUUUCUGUUUUAGUAUUAUGCUCCUAGCACAGAACCAGGAGUAAAUGUGACUCCAAAAGGAGUUCAGUUAUUUCUAAACACUCACAAGGACCGGCUCUUUACUCCCUAUCUCAUCACGGUCUGAGUCUGGUCCACUGCUACCCCAAUUUUCUGGGGACAUAAAUCCGGGUUGGAGAAGGACCAAGAAGUUUGAAAUGGUGACAGAUUGUCCCCUAUUGUCCACAGAUUCUUCUGUCCCGGAACUGGGAAGCUUGGUCUAGUUGGGGCUAGGUACGGCCUGGUCAGUCUGGACGAAACACACCCAUAACUAUGACCAUCCUGUAGAGGGCCCCGAGCACAUGUCAGUCCUAGGCAUUUCCUGAGUAACCUGCUUUUGGCCUGAAUAGGGUUAUCGCGGGCUUCUUGCAUUUGACCCUGCCUUAACCUGUCUGCCUCAGGUUGGCCUGAGAUUUCGUGUGAAUGAUUUUGCUAGCUUUUCCUCAAUGUUGAACUUCCAUUGAGAGAAAAAUCCUGGCUUUUACAGAGAAGGGCCCAAUUGGGAAACUCUGAUCCUGUCUAGAUAACAAAGAAUUAGCUCAGAGAUUUACAACCUCCUCCCCUCCCCGGCAGCUGUUUCUGCCUUUGUAGGGACGGAGAAGAGGAGGAAGAUUUGCUGAUUCCAGAAGAUUCUGUGACCCCCACAGGAAAGUGGUGGAAGUUUGGCGGAGGGCCUGGAGAGCCAGUUGACCCUUGGAUAGCAUUCCAGCUAAAUCUCCACCUCCCUGUACACCCAGCCAGGGUGUACUUGGGUUACUGUUACCAGGGUCUUUUGCCCACUCCUUUAGGGGGUCAUAGAGUUUCAGUACACAAUGCUCGUCUUCCCCACAUGCGUUACUACAAUUUUUCCUCCUUCCUGGGUUUUUUAUGUUUGGUCUUGCACAAGUAGAUUUAAUCUGCAUGUAAGGAAAGGGGGCUUCAAGGCAAUCUGGAAAGGAGGGCCUCGGAAAAGUUGGGUUGAGAGAGGCCAUAUCAGUCCCCUAUUCUACCCUUUCCCCCUGUGCUCUUGCUGGCCAUAGAGAUCUUUGGACGCUAAAGACCAGUGCCUUGUCACUGACUGAACUAAUAUAUAUCUCCCUGUUAUUUCAUCCUAGAGAGCUGUUGUGAGGGUUUGGGGUGCAGAAGGCUUUGAUUAGAUGUUCUAAUUGGGAGCCUGGGUGCCCUGGACUAUCUACAGACAGCAGACUCAAUGAAACAGAUGCGAUGUGUUCAAAUGACAACGUAGUCAUUUGAACGGAGUCAUUAAAUCUGAACAACCUGACCUGUGUGCUUUCUUAACGGAAUGUCUGUGUGCACGCGCACACACACGUAUAUACACGUACACAGUGUGAGUGCAAAUGGUGGAUAAAAAGGAUGGCGAUAAUCAUGAGUUUGAGGGGCGCCUGGGUGGCUCAGUCUGUUAAGCAUCUGCCUUGGGCUUAGGUCAUAAUCUCAGGGUCCUGGGAUUGAGCCCUUCAUCAGGCUCUGCACUCAGCAGGGAGUCUCCUUGUCCCUCUGCCCCUCCCCCUCCCCAUGUGUGCUCUCUCUCUCUCAAAUAAGUAAAAUCUUUAAAAAAAAAAAUCCAUGAGCUUGAAUUUAGAGAGGAACAUCUCAAUGCUCUAACUACCUCAAUUACAAGCAAAAUUUUCAGCCUGGAAUUAUGUGUGUGUGUAAGCAGCUACACUAGAAAAAGCUUUCUCCUGGGUUUGGUGGGCGGACUUGAAACUUCAGAAGUAAUCAAUUUUUUGAAUGCUUUAUUAUGCUUCAAAUCAGGGUUCACAGUAUCCUGGAAAAGUUAGGAUUUCAAACUAAACUAAAAUCAUCUCUUAAUUGUCUUACCCAAUCCCCGUAAAUGUAGCAUAUAUAUACAUAUAUAUAUAUUUAAGAUUUUAUUUAUUUAUUUGACAGAGACACAGCGAGAGAGGGAAUAC
Molecule: messenger RNA, 4799 nt
Organism: Zalophus californianus (California sea lion)
Lineage: Eukaryota; Metazoa; Chordata; Mammalia; Carnivora; Otariidae
Gene: GCC1
Product: GRIP and coiled-coil domain containing 1
Exons: 3
Coding region: 221-2548 (775 amino acids)
Cellular component (GO): Golgi apparatus
Source: RefSeq, a predicted model, not a curated record